AUUACCUUCACUGUGUGAUCAGAGAUGAAGGAGCAGAACUUUAAAGAGGAAGUGAUGAAGAUUCUGGAGGAAGCUCCGAACGCCAGAAAAGCUCUUCUGGAAAAUUACGACAACCUCCUGAAUGUGGCUGACUACUGCAACAGCAACUAUUUACAGGCAGGUGAGGGCAGCCUGAAGGCGUUGGAGGAAACAAAAAAGUUCACCACCCAAUCACUGGCCAGCGUGGCGUACCAGAUCAGCACUCUGGCCAGCAGCGUACUGACUCUGCUCGACGCUCAGACCAAUCAGCUGCGUCACAUGGAGUCCUCCAUCAACCUCAUUGGUCAGACGGUGGAGAUGCACAAAGAGAAAGUUUCUCGAAGAGAAAUCGGUGCCUUUACAGCGGUGAGACGAGUCCCGCGCAGCCACAAGAUCCUCCCCCCUACUCAACCUGCUGGUACUCAGCCCCGCCCACCAUACAGUCGCCGGCCAAUCAACUACCAGCAGCUGGACGGCCUGGGCCACGGCAUGAAGGUCUCUGGGAAACAGUCGGACCGAACAGGAACCAUCCGUAAACACGGCGCCUCCACCAGGUCCAAUAAACCUCCAGAGCCGGUCCAGUGCCCGGUGGCGCCCCCUGUUAGCGGCUCCAGUUUUGGGAAACCUGUGGCUCCGCCCGCCAUCCCGGCCGCCUUCCAGGCUUCACCUGAGUGUGACAUCAUCAGCACACUGCUGGACGAUGCCCCGCCUCCUCCUCCUCUGACAGCCAAUGAAAUGGCUCCGAAUGACGAGGUCAUCAACGCCUCGGCCCUGCCCCCUCCGCCUCCACCGCCUGAUUCGUCAGGGCAGAUGGUGGCUCCGCCCCCUCCUCCUCCACCUCCGCCUUCGGGUGCUCCGGCCAAUCACAGCGAUCUACCGCCGGCUCCGCCUCUAAGCCUAGAGACAGUGGUGGAGGAGAGCAGCUUCCCCCCUCCCUCUCCUCCUCCUCCACCUCCCUCUAAUGAUGGCGGCUUCCCUCCGCUGGCCAAUGAGGGUUCAGAACUGCCAGCCCCGCCCCCUCCACCUCCAGCCAGUCAAGAAGUAGAUGUGACCCUCCCGUCCAGGAGGAGUCGCCACCGUCGCUCGCCCCCUACCACUCGCUCUCUCUCUCUGAGGGUCCGCUCUGGCCCCGCUUCCCGCUGCCGCUACACGCGCUCUCUCUUCCUGCCUGCUGUCCAAUCACUGAUGAUUCCCCCUCCUCCCCCCUACCCUCCUCCAAACGCUCCUCCUCACCCCUCCUCCUCCUCCUCUCGGCUCUGUUUACCUGCUCGCCUUGAACACCUGGACCUAGAACUUCCAGCCACGCCCCCUCCUCUCCUAUUGGACGAUAUAGGUGGUUUUGAUGACAUCCUGCCUCCCCUCCCUCCGCCAGUGGACUAUGACAUCAACGCCCCCCCAGAAUACCUGAAGAAAGUGGUGGCACUGUACAGCUACGAGGCGACCAAACCUGACGACCUGUCUCUGAGCGAGGGUGACAUCAUCUACCUGACGCGUCGCCAUGGCGACGGUUGGUGCGAGGGCGUCGUCAAUGGCAAUGCGGGAUUCUUCCCUGAAAACUACGUCCAACCAUGUGACUAGGCUGAAGCCCCACCCCUUCUGUGUUUACUCUGUUGCCAUUGAGAUACGACAGCGUCAGCCUGUCCUCUGCUGCCCUCAGAGGUCAAACACCGUUACUACACCGUCAAACUCAUAAAUAUGAUUAUUCAUUUUAAUGCUUUUAAUUAAUGACAACAACUUCAAAUGAAUAUAAACAGAAUAAAGGAAAUAUUAAUAAUAACUUUAUAAUAAAAACGUCUCCGAUCAGUCUGAGCUGAUUGGUCGAUCGAUCCUCAGUGAAUAUUAAUGGAUCCAAUAAUCAAUAACGUGAUUUAUAUCAAUAUACAUAUUUUUUUUCUGUGAUGAAUUCCACAGUCCGUCUAUCAACUGUCAGAUGAAGUCGACACUUUAGGACUAGUUAUUUUUAUUCUUUAUUGACGAACAAAGCCGAACUGAAGUACUCACACUGUGUACUUCUACUCAAACUGCAACAAUCAGACUUCAUUAUUAUUAUUAUUAUUAUUAAUGUAACCUCAUCGAUGAUGAUCAAUAAAUUAAUGAACCUUUAAUUAAUGAAGUUUUGUUUCUUUUAUUAUUGUUGUUGUUAUUUUGUUUGUUUUUUGUUUUAUAUAAUUGUUGCUUCUGGUUUAUUCAGUUAGUUACAACUGUGUUGAAGCUAAGCUCUAUGUUAGCAUUGGCCUUAAAGGCUGAUUUUACACAGUAGAGGGCGUAUUGAUGUAGCUGAUCUACAUCAAUGAUUGGCUACUUAGUUAUAGGUCAUGGCCAAUAGCUAACUAGCUCGCAUUUUGCCACUAACAUACAUAUAUCUAGCUAGUUAGCUAGAGUUUAAUAUUAGCAGACUUAAGAUAAAACUCUAUGUCUUUUAGAUUAGCCUAGCACAGCUACACUCAGUGUGUCAGUGCCGCUAGCUUUUACUUUCUGUUUUAACAGCACACUUUAUUUUGGAAAUCCUGGGGAAUACCGCCGUACAUUUAGUUUCACUUUCACCUGUCUUGUGUUGAAUCAGCCAAUAGGAUACAGGACCUGUCUCCUGUGUGAGCUCAGUUAUAGUUGAGCUGAGGUUCAGGCACUCACCUGUGACGCUCCAGGAAGAAGUCUUGGACUCUAUAAUGGACUGUAGAGACCUGAUUAGUGAGCAGUAUGACAGGGAGAAGCUGCAGACUGCUUUAGAGGAACUGAGGAAACUGCAGCAACAGCGCUGCCGGAGCAGCUAGAGUGUUUCUGAGGGCUGUCACGGUACUACUUUCUAACUGUAUUCAGUGAUUUUGGUGAAACUGGAUCAGAUUUUAUGGGGAAAAUAUUUCCUGGUUUUCCCUCUGUCGUCCUCCGGCUGCUCAGCUUCAACUCUCUGUGAUUCACAGCGUUUCCUGAUGGACAGAUAGCUUAAGCUAAAGUAGCUAACUGCUAAUUAAUUGCUGCUAACUGUAUCUGCUGUUAGCGGGCAUCAGAACCGGGCUCAGCAGCCAGACCGGGGUAGAACACAGUCUCUGAGACCGACAGGGAAUAAUGUUACAGUACCGAGGUCAUUAACAGAGUUUCUGAUGGACAGAUUGAUCAGUAGCUAACCGCAGUCACUCAGGGCUAAUAGUUGCUGUAAACGCUAAUGUAAUAAUUCCUGUUUCAUGGGGACCUCUAAAGACCUCCAUACAGCCUGUUUUCUGUUCACAUCCUGAGAUUAAGAGUAGUAGAUGUACUAGUCAGUAACAUCUGGAUGCAUUAUUUGAAAUGUUUCUUGAAUUUGGUGAAAUUAUGUGCCUAAGAUUCUUCUUUUUACAAUUCUUCUUACAGAUUGUCCUUGUUAGUUAAAUUCUACACUAUUGAAAACAUCAAUAGGAGCUCGGAUGAAAGGAAGAAAUUAAUAAAGUUAGCAACAGAAAACUGCAGAAAUGAGACGGUUCUCCAGUGGCUGAGAGAAAAUUCAGAAUCUGACGUUUUCUCCCAACUGGUGGACAUGUUUCACUUCCUGAAGAAGCACAUAGACGAGGAAGAGAAGAAGAACCACGGCAGCAGUGUGGACAUCACGUUUGUGGCACAUGGAGCGAUCAGAGACUCCCUGAUCCCGGCCAGCUGCCUCCUGCCUCUGUCCACCCUCACAGACGUGCUCCUGUACUCUCCCUGGAACUGCACCAUGAGUGCCGAUGUGGUCUACGCUGUCGCUACAGGACGCAUGAAGCCACAGCACAGAGUCUUUACGUGUGGGAGGAAACACAGCUGCCAAACUCCUGAUGAAGGACAUCGACCCACAAAACUGCCAGACAGCUGGAACUCAAUAAAGAAAGCUGGAGAUCAGAAGAUUCCCAACAUCACCCUGAGUCCUCUCAGACAACAAGAGGACGGCGUCUGGAAGAGAUUUGAGUCUCUCUCAAAGAAGUACGGCCCACCUGAGAGAAACCGCAUUGUCAUCCCAUUCAUCCUCCCAGCAGACAGCCGGUCCUCACAGAGUGUCCCGUUCUCCGUCGUCUCUCUGGCCUUUUCUCUGGUGCUGCUGUCCUCCAGGUUCCAGGCCACCGUCCAUCUCGCUGCCUGUCUGGGUGAUCAGUCUGCUGGACGGAGGUUUGACAAAGAGUAUCUGCAGAGACAGUACGCCUGCGCUGUGGACAGCACCAUGAUGUCAGUGUCACCACUGACGUUCACUGUGAGCUGGAUGGAUUCUUUUAUACGUUUCUUUGGAGUCUGAGGCCACUUUGCUAUCAGCGGCCAGUUCAAACUGUUUGUUUUAAUCAAUACUGCUGAAAACAUCUCUGAAUAAUGUCUGAUUGGAUUAGAUUAGAAAACUGUUUCAACUGGAUUCAGGCGAUUGAAACUGAGGCUGAGUGUUCAGGUGCUGCGACUGGAAAGUUAGCUCCUUCAAACCUCUGUUCUUGUUUCAAUAUGUUCCUGGCUUUAUUGCUGAAACACGUAUUACCUCUGACACAAACAGUCUAUAGUCAUCAGAAAAUGAAGAGUGGGGUUUGCAUUAAAGAGCAGCCAAGUCAGCCCCAAGAGGAGUGGAAGAGAGUCGAUAGGAGCCAUGCUGGUCCAGCUUCAACUUAAGGCUGCUCCUGGAUAGAGUCUGUAAGUCAGUUAAAGGUCCAGUCUGUAGGAUUUAGUGGCAUCUAGUGGUGUAGUUCAAGACCGCAACUCCCUUGCAUCCCAAAUAUGUAGGAGAAACUACGGUGGACAGGAAACUUCCCUAUCUAGAUCCAGUGUUUGGUUUGUCCGUUCUGGUCUACUGUAGAAACAUGGUGGUUCAACAUGGCGGACUCCAAGAUAAAAAAAUUCUCAUUCUAAAAAAAAUAUAAAAAUAAAAAAACACUAAUGAUUCUUAUUUUAUUAUGUUUCUUGCUCAGUUCAGAACUCGUUUCAGCCAGAGCGGAAACCAGCUACUACAGGACUGGUUGUAGUUUGCAGUCCAGACUACAGUGACGCCACCAUCAGACUGAAUGUCCCAGUGGAAGAACUCUUACAUUAAUGCUUUACUCAUCAGCUGCGACCUUCCUCAAUGUCAGUCCGCGCCCAAGGGCAGGUGGCUUCAUUCUCAUUCUGCUCCUCACAGUUUUUGUUCACCAUUAAAGCAGAAUAGUGAACACACAUUUCUUUAUUUCAAGCCUGGCCAACCCGCGGCUCCCGAGCUGCAUGCUGCUAUUUGCCGGGUUUCAUGCAGCUCUUACGUUCAUAUCGAAUUUUAUGUUGUGUAUAGCCCCUUUAACACUGCCCAAAAAAACCCGCUAACACCCGAUAUUAAUCAGCUUCACCUCCGAUCGGCAUUGAUGUGAACGUCACACCUGGGUGAGCCCACUAAUUUGCGCCAUGACGGAGGCAACGAAGGCUCGACUCCUCCGUCGGUAACUGCUUUGUGACAAGGACUAUCCCGAGCUCUUGGACCCCAAGUGGAUUAUGGAUCUGGCCUCUUUGGUCGACAUGCUGUGUCACUUGGACGGUCUGAACCUGACCCUGCAGGGUAAAAAUGCUGCCUGACCUGGUGCAAAGUGUGUUUGCGUUGGUCAACAAACUGAAGCUGUUCAAGAAGAUAUUCAAAAGGGAGAUUUAGCGCAUUUUCCCGCUCCGCUAAAAGCCAGCGGGCAAGUCACCAGCGGCGCCCUGAAUAAGCAAACAGCCAGAUAUGCAACACUGGUUUAAAACCUGCACCAAAGCUUUGUGACCCGGUUCCGUGAUCUACAACUGAAAAGGCCACAGAUCACGUUCCUCAUCGGCCCUUUUAAUGCGGAGACGGACUGUUUGAAAUCCCCACUAGUCACAGAUGAGGCUGCGGCUGAGUUAGAGAUGAUCGAUCUUUGUGAGGAGGACCAACUGAAACCUGCUUUAAGGGAAGGGACCAUUGAGUUCUUGAAAAGUGUGCCAAUGGAAAAAUACCCCAAUGUCAAACGGGCUGCGCUCAAGGUACUGUCAAUGUUUGGGUUAACAUACGUCUGCAAGUCUCUGUUUUCUACCCUGAAACAUGUGAAAUCAAAGCAUCGAUCUGUUCUGACUGACACACAUUUGAAAGAAUUGCUUCGAGUGGCAACAACGGAAUACAAGCCAGAUUUGAAGAGGAUUGUUCAAGGCAAGGAAUGCUAGAAGUCCCACUAAGCAAAAUGCAUAGUAAGAGAAAAACGCGCUAUUGUAAAUUGUUAUAUUUUUGUUUGUGGACUUGGUUGAACUGAGAGUUUGUUUGUGUGAAACAUUGCACACAAUGUUCAUUGUUGAAAAUGACUGGCCUGUGGUCUUAGUACUGUAGGAGUCCAUUUCUGUCAUUAUCAUGUUGGUGUGUGACAUUUACAGUAAAUCUGGCUGAGCAGAGGUCUGUGUGUGUGUGUGUGUGUGUGUGUGUGUGUGUGUGUGUGUGUGUGAGAGAGAGAGAGAGAGAGAGAGAGAGAGAGGAAGGGAUGGGGGGAUGUUCACGUGUGCCCGUGCAGGGCUCAAGAGUGUGACCAAUUUGGCCAAUUUGGUCACACAUGCGACCAAAAUUUUUAAGAGUGCGACUAAUAAUUUUUCUAGGUCGCACUGGUGCACCUGACGCUGCCCUGGCAAAAACAUACAUUUAUUUUGCAAGCACAUCACCUCUUUGUGUUCUCCUGUGACCGAACUCACACACUCAUGGUAGGAUCAUAUCGUGUUCUAAACCAACAAGAGACAGAGCUCAGGCGGGUCUUUGCCUCUGAUUGGCUGUGGUCCUGUUCACCGCGCUAAGUUGCGUAUGUUUGAAAAUUGCGCACGACCUGAGCACGAGAAUAGCUGACUAACUGAAACGGAAAAUAAAAUAAACGCGACAAAACAAGGGAAAAUGAAGAGAGGCAGAAAUAUUGAAAGUUUUUUCAUUAAGAAAACCAAGCCUACAACCAGCCCUACUACUAUAAUCCCAUCCAUCCCCACUACUGAGAGUCUGGGAUAGAGCCCGGCUCCGAGACCCAAAUUAAAAAGGCCAAAAUAUAUUCCUUCAGACAGGACUGGCUGAAACAAUUUCCCUGGCUGAGGUACAACAAAGGACGUAACGCAAUGCACUGCGUGUACUGUCAGGAGUGAGGAGUUUAUUUUUCUUAGUGUUUUAGUUUGAAAUUUAGUUUCAAUUUCAGCUCAGUGAAGCACUUUAAACACUUAUAUAUAAUUGUGCUUCAAAUAAAGACAAGCAUUUGUCUACACCUUAUUCUUGUUGUACUGUCAUGAGUGCGGUCAGAAUAUGGCCGGAAAUAGUGCAUUCGUGAAACUUUAAAAAAACAUAACAUGUCUAAAAAACACACGAUAGGCUGUGACAAGUGUGUGUAGAGAAAGUUGCCCCUCUGCCAGCUGCAUUUUAGUGGCAGGUAGUAGUAAUCAUUAUUAUUAUCAUUAAUAAUUAUUUUACUUGAAAUGUUUGAGUUUGAAAUGUUCAAUUUCAGUUCAGUGAAGCAAUUUAAACACUUUAUUUUUCUUUUUAUAUAUAAUUGUGCUUCAAAUAAAGACAAGCAUUUCUCUACACCUUAUUCUUGUUUAAAAAUCAUUCACAUUAUAUGAAAGUUAUGGAGAGCGAUAAAAAGGUGACCUUAUGGCGUUAAAGGCAACGCAAUGAAUUUUGGGUGCACCUAAAAAAAAAAGUUAGGCGCAUCAGUGCAACCAAUGCAAAAAGUUAGUCUGGAGCCCUGCCGUGUGUAUGAUGUGGCUCUUUGCAGUAACACAGUCAAAAAUGUGGCUCUUAGUCUCUGACUGGUUGGCCACCCCUGCUUUAUGUGUAUGACAGACGAAGGUUGAACCCGCUCUGACAACACUGUCAGAGGAAUUAGUCCUUCUCCUUUGUGGGCAGAGAUACACCCUCAUGGUUUAAAGCAACAGAUGUAGUUCCGGUUGCGUGUUUUUUUACCCUCUACUGUAAAUGCGAUUCCCCUCCAGGGACAAAGAAGAUUGAACUGAAAGAGGAAAUUACAUAUAAUGUAAAUUUUAUGAACAAUUAAGCCCCUUUGCUUUCUUUGGUUGGUUUGAUUUUUAAUUACAUUAAAAAAUAUAUUAAAUGUGUAAAAGAAAGAAAGUUUCUGACUUUACUCAUCAUUUUGUGUUUGUCAUGCAUGUACCACAUAAUGUUCUGCACACCUUCUAAUUGCUUGUCUUUGUUUAUUUUAUGAAUCUUUAUAAUUGUAUCUGUAAACUCACUAUUGUUUAAAUAGCGGAAUAGAAAUGUUUCCAUUACUAACAUCUAUAUAUGAUUAUUUUAUAUCUGUUCACAUCCAAACAACAAAUAAAGGCCUAAAAACCUUUUUAUUGCUCACAUUUGACCUUUAUUAUUUUGCACCGAAUAAAAAACAGAAUUGUCUUUGUAUUAUAUAAAACAACUAUAAGGAAUGAAAUUAAACCUGAAAGCAGCUUCCUGUUGGGUUUGGGGUCCAACAGGCUUUUUUGUUCUAAAAGCUAAAUUAACAAAUGGGGAGGAGACAGAAUAUACAUUGUGAAAUAAAUGUUCAGUCUCCUUUCUGCUUGUUCUGAUUCACAAUCGUUACUGCUGUUUCUGUUAGUGUUUAACAGAUUAUACACAUUGGGAGGGGGUGGGGUUGAUUCUGGGCCCAUAAGAGGAGAGAGCAGACAGCCACAGUCUGAUGCAGAUUCCUGUUUGGUCUCAGUCGACUCACUGAAGACAGUCUGAUCCCACUGACUCCAGAACAGGCUGAACACAAAAUGCCAACCCAUCGCCAGUGCACCAUUGAGUUUGAGAACAAGUGCUCUGGGUACACCCUGUGUAACCCCUGUGUGUUCAUUAAAAGUGGAUUCUGUGAGAAGCCCAUGCCUCCGACAAUCAGUCCCUCUGAAUCUGGCAGCGCUCUGUUCAUCAAGACUCCUAAAACAGCCUGUGGAUCUGUUGGAGUCCUGACCUACGAUCUGCAGAAAGGAUCCAAGCAGCAAUAUGAUGGAAAAUUGGCCAUCAUGUUCUCUAAUCCUUAUGACUUCAACCUGUACUCCAACUGGUUUGCAGUGGGAAUCUUUGACAUGAAUAAACAGUGUGAUGCAAAACUUUAUGAUGAGAUGUAUAACAAACCAGAGAUAAAGUUUGUCCGAAGUAAAGCUAAAGACCUCAGUCUGACUCACAAAGGUGAAACUGUUACCAUCAGAGCCACCAUGUCUGACAGUUACACACCUGUCAUCAAGGUUCAGGUGUGCAUCGACUGAACUGUGAAACAUCAUUAAUCAGUCCUGAUUAUGUUACUCUGCCAUGCACCAUCAAUCCCAGUUAGCCCACUGGGAUUUUAAUUUCAUAAUAUGACUGUUAAUGCUUUACAUUAGCUUCAUAUAUUGUUCUUUAAGUGCACUUCUGCUACUCUCUGCUCUGGUUCCUUACACUGACACUGUAAUGACAAUAAAGUUGAAUAAUGGUUCAUAA
Messenger RNA from Dicentrarchus labrax (European seabass), 9394 nucleotides. Its product is annotated as ABI gene family member 3-like. Gene Ontology annotation, molecular function: SH3 domain binding. NCBI's taxonomy places the organism in Eukaryota, Metazoa, Chordata, Actinopteri, Moronidae. Gene Ontology annotation, cellular component: lamellipodium. The record is from RefSeq and is a predicted model, not a curated record.